CUCACAACUUUUCCCUUCCCUGUCUUCUCUCCCCACCACGCAUCUCUCUCCAAUGUCUCCAUGGGAAUUCAUCAAUUUAUCCAUCCUGGCCCGCCACGAAAUUCAAUCCAGCCGUGGAACAUGACUAGCGUCUUCAUUGAUAAGCUUCCAAUCGUGGUUACUUCCAGGGAACAGGCGAGACCGUUGCUAGUCUAUGUGGACUCCGGUUUCUGACUAUGCCUCUACUCGUAUCUUCUCCGGACUUCAUUCCGGGAUUUUACUGGAAAAGAAUUCCGGCCCAAAGUACACCACCACUUCUUCAGGGGAAGACACAGAAGAGAACAAGCCGUGCAGCAGCAAAAGGAAUAUGCAGUUGGCUGGUGAGGCAUUAAUAGCACCACCCCAAGGCUGGAUUGUACAUGCUCACGUGCAUGGACAAAUUCCAAAAGCAGACGGAUGCAUUGCUAUCUGCACAGGGAACAGAGACAAAAACAAAGGAAGGAAAGAGGCAAAGAAGCCUGAUGAGGCAGUGUUGUCGCCUGGAGACCUGACGAUCCUCGCUCUCCGCCGCCGCCCGCUCGUUUUUCCCUGCGGAUGUACAUCUGAGACCAUAUGCUGUAGGACAGCGUUAGACGGUUUCUCUCAUUCGCAGCCGCAUCCCAAGACCAUGGUUCAAGAGAAAAGCCACCUGCAACUUGCGCUGCCGGCGUUUUCUGCUUGACAUCCAAUAGACAAUCUUGAUCUCCUCGAGAAACUGUUGGUUUUUUGCCAUCGUUACGAAUUCCCGCUAAU
Molecule: messenger RNA, 771 nt
Organism: Monascus purpureus
Lineage: Eukaryota; Fungi; Ascomycota; Eurotiomycetes; Eurotiales; Aspergillaceae
Source: the annotation of a GenBank genome assembly